Messenger RNA from Arabidopsis lyrata subsp. lyrata, 3478 nucleotides. Its product is annotated as pentatricopeptide repeat-containing protein At5g15300. Gene Ontology annotation, molecular function: RNA binding; protein binding. The coding region runs from base 1645 to 3291 and encodes 548 amino acids. Gene Ontology annotation, biological process: RNA modification. The record is from RefSeq and is a predicted model, not a curated record. The transcript has a single exon. Lineage: Eukaryota; Viridiplantae; Streptophyta; Magnoliopsida; Brassicales; Brassicaceae.
GGUUUAUUCAAACAUAAUCUCCAAAAGAUAUGACAAGUAAUCAAUCAUCCAACUACAAGUCAACAAAGAAAACAAAAAGGCCAAACAAACAUAAAAAAACGUGUUAACCAUAAAAGGCAAAACAUAGACAUUACUUGUGAGUUAAUUCAUAAUUGGCAACACACAACCAACAAAGAAAAUCUCAUUUAAUCAAGCAAACAAGUAACAAUAGUAAACUUAGUACAACAUGAGUCAAUUUGUCAAAGGACCGACUAACUUAAUAAAAUGAUGACUAGUGACGGAUCAAUUCCUCGCAAAGUCACCUUCAAAAGGAGAGUAGAUAAAUUAUUGAGGACGACCAAGAAAGAAGAAACCCACCACACCAACAAGAGCAACAGCUACUGUACUAGAUUUAACUCACCUCUCAUUGCUCUCCCCAGUUCUCUGUUUACUUGUGACAUACGAAACAUGAAAUUGGUCUUCUCUGUAUAGAUGUAUAUGGAUCUCAAAUUAAAAAUCUUUUGUUACUCAUCAAAAGAGGUUGAGUUUAUCUCAUCUUCGUUUUCACUGUAAUUUCCUAUCUUCUGUUAUUUGGAAUGGAAACUUAUCGAGUCAAAUAUUGCAAUUGCAUUUAUCAUCUAUGUGACUAAUGGUGGGUUUAGAAAUGUUUUUUUUUUUUUUGGUUAAGAACAAAAACAACUAAAUGAAGACUUCAAAUGUUUUCACAACACAUCACACAAAGACUGCCUAUAUUGAUUCUGGCCUUAAUUUUAGUAACAUGCUACCAAUAAAAUCCCUAAUUCUGUGUCAUUUUUGUGUGUUUACGGAGGAUCACAAUAAAGACAUGAUGAUGGGGUUACACAGUAACUUGCUUUUUGUUUGUAAAAAAAGUUUCUAUAAAUAGGUAUGUUUUAUCCUUUAGAUCGAGACAUAUAUAUCACCUCUAACCAAAAAAAAAAAAUCUACAUGGUAUCAAAACAAUGAAUCGUCUUUUGUGCUUUUUGUUUGUUAUGGCAUUAUAUGUUGGGUUGGGUAAUGCACAGUUUGGAAAGAAAAACUCUCUACAUUUCAAGAAUUCUCUUAGUCCAGGAAAAGAUCUCUCGAUUUAUUGUACUUUUAACAAAGAAUCUCUAGGCAGCGUUGAUUUGAACUCUGGAGAAACUUACGUUUUUAGCUUUCAUGGUAAAUUUGAUUUCAAAAACAAAAUUGAUUGUAACUUUCGGAAAGAAUCUUUUUAUGCAAAGAUUAGGGCAUUUGAAAGUGGCACUGGCGCAUUUGAUCAUGGUAAGAAAAACUUUUGGGAUGCUAGAGAAGACGGGAUUUACUUCACGCAUGGUAAAAAAACACCAAAGUUAGAGUAUACAUGGAUCUCAAACUAAACAUCUUUUGUUACUCAAAUUAGAUGGAGUUUAUUUUAUCUAUAUUUUCAUUGUAAUUUCCUAUCUUCUGUUAUUGUAAUGGACAUUUAAAUCGCAUUUAUUAUCUAUGAGACUAUUCAUGGGUUCAGAAAUGUUUUUGUUAAUGAAGACUUCAUGAUCAACAAAAAUAUAUAUAUUCGUUUACUUACCUUAAUUGAUUUCUUUGGUACCGGUUCGGUUUUACUAAACCGGAAAUCACUUAUGAAUACCGAAAGCCCAUAAUUAACCAAAUGGAGAUGAAAACGCGAUGAUCAGGAGACAAACGAACGACCGAACCACCAAUCGCCGCCGUUCAAAACUAUGGCAGAACUGCAAAAAUUUCCGAACGUUGAUGCAAAUUCACGCUUUUAUGGUGGUUAAUGGUCUCAUGUCUAAUCUUUCUGUUGUUGGUGAGCUAAUUUACUCAGCUUCUUUGUCGGUUCCGGGUGCGCUUAAGUAUGCCCACAAGUUGUUCGAAGAAAUUCCUAAACCAGACGUAUCUAUUUGUAACCAUGUGUUGCGCGGCUCUGCUCAGAGCUUGAAACCUGAAAAAACGGUUGCUUUAUAUACUGAGAUGGAGAAACGAGGUGUGUCGCCUGAUAGGUAUACGUUUACGUUUGUUCUCAAGGCGUGUUCGAAGCUUGAGUGGAGAAGUAAUGGUUUUGCGAUUCAUGGGAAAGUUGUGAGACAUGGGUUUUUGUUGAAUGAGUAUGUUAAGAAUGCUUUGAUCCUUUUUCAUGCUAAUUGUGGAGAUUUGGGAAUUGCAAGUGAGCUUUUUGAUGAUUCUGCGAAAGCUCAUAAGGUUGCUUGGUCUUCUAUGACUUCUGGGUAUGCUAAGAGAGGGAAGAUAGAUGAGGCGAUGAGGCUUUUCGAUGAAAUGCCUGACAAAGAUCAGGUAGCUUGGAAUGUGAUGAUUACUGGUUGUUUGAAAUGUAGGGAGAUGGAUUCAGCAAGAGAGCUCUUUGAUAGAUUUACAGAGAAAGAUGUUGUGACUUGGAAUGCAAUGAUCUCUGGAUAUGUAAAUUGCGGGUACCCUAAAGAGGCGCUAAGUAUAUUUAAGGAGAUGAGGGAUGCUGGUGAACACCCAGAUGUUGUGACGAUACUGAGUUUGUUAUCUGCUUGUGCAGUUUUGGGAGAUUUGGAAACUGGGAAGAGACUUCAUAUCUACAUCUUGGAAACGGCUUCAGUUUCGAGCUCCAUAUAUGUGGGCACUCCUAUUUGGAAUGCUCUAAUUGACAUGUAUGCAAAGUGUGGAAGCAUAGAUAGAGCAAUUGAAGUGUUCAGAGGAAUGAAAGAUCGGGACUUGUCAACUUGGAAUACUUUGAUAGUUGGUUUGGCUUUGCAUCAUGCGGAGGGAUCAGUUGAAAUGUUUGAAGAAAUGCAAAGGUUGAAAGUCUGGCCAAAUGAGGUGACUUUCAUUGGAGUUAUAUUAGCUUGCAGCCACUCGGGGAGAGUUGAUGAAGGGCGUAAAUAUUUUAGCCUUAUGAGGGAUAUGUAUAAUAUUGAACCAAACAUAAAGCAUUAUGGUUGUAUGGUAGACAUGUUGGGACGAGCAGGGCUAUUAGAGGAAGCAUUCAUGUUUGUGGAGUCAAUGAAGAUCGAGCCUAACGCUAUUGUAUGGCGAACACUUUUAGGUGCUUGUAAGAUUUAUGGGAAUGUCGAGUUAGGGAAAUAUGCAAAUGAGAAACUGCUUAGUAUGAGAAAGGACGAGAGUGGCGAUUAUGUGUUACUCUCCAACAUAUAUGCUUCCACAGGUCAGUGGGACGGGGUGCAGAAAGUAAGGAAGAUGUUUGAUGAUACAAGAGUGAAAAAACCGACUGGAAUUAGCUUGAUCGAAGAAGAUGAUGACAAAUUGAUGAUGAGAUAUUUACUCUCGUCAGAAGCUGAGUCAAAAUCAAGAAAACGAAUUAGUUAAGGUAAAAACCCAACGCUUCAUUGGCUAACUAGGGACAGUAAGAUUGUAGAACUCAAUGCAAUGAUGGUAAUUUGAUAGAUUCUUUCUUUUUUUGUUCUCUUGAGUUUUAGAGUUCUCAACUUAGAACUAUGAGUAGUGAGCACCACAAUUUAUUAGGAAGUUUCAACAUCAAUGUUUAUGCUCUAUC